Molecule: messenger RNA, 3046 nt
Organism: Pipistrellus kuhlii (Kuhl's pipistrelle)
Lineage: Eukaryota; Metazoa; Chordata; Mammalia; Chiroptera; Vespertilionidae
Gene: RABIF
Product: RAB interacting factor
Biological process (GO): post-Golgi vesicle-mediated transport; small GTPase-mediated signal transduction
Cellular component (GO): membrane; cytosol
Molecular function (GO): guanyl-nucleotide exchange factor activity; zinc ion binding
Source: RefSeq, a predicted model, not a curated record
GCGCCCGUCGGAUGGAUGAGCCACAGCCACAGGGAGGCAGUGGCGGUCCAGCUCGGUCCUAAAGCGCCUCCACCCCUGGGGAGAGCUCACUGCUUAGCACCGACCGGCCCUCGGCUUCCGGCUUCCGGCUUCCGGCUUCCGGCAAAGGAGGGGUGCGUGUCCCCGCGGGUGGGACCUACAUUGCCUUCCGUCCCCUCGCCGGCCCUGAAUCCACGUCUCCGGAGACUGGGAGGUCCGAGCAGCUCCGAUGACCCAAUAGUAAGGGAGUCGGGGACACGUGUCCGCCCUGCCCGGGUCCUGUCACAAAGCCGCCGGCCCCCGCCACUCAGGGCCGCGGGGCGGGCCUGCGCGUGCGCAGUGGAGCCGGCGCGGGCAGAGGGCGCCUGCGCAGGAAGCAGUGGCCGUCCGCCCCGCCCCCUGCGGGAGCCGCGCCUGCGCGGUGCGGGCCCCGGGGCGGCGGCGGCGGCGAUGGAGCCCGCGGAGGCGCCGCCGAGCGAGCUGGUGUCGGCGGAGGGCCGGAACCGGAAGGCGGUGCUGUGCCAGCGCUGCGGCUCGCGGGUGCUGCAGCCGGGCGCGGCGCUCUUCUCCCGCCGGCAGCUCUUCCUGCCCUCCAUGAGGAAGAAGCCGGCCCUGGCGGACGGCGGCAGCCCCGACGGGGACCUCCUGCAGGAGCACUGGCUGGUGGAGGACAUGUUCACCUUCGAGAACGUGGGCUUCACCAAGGACGUGGGCAACGUCAAGUUCCUGGUGUGCGCCGACUGCGAGAUCGGGCCCAUCGGCUGGCACUGCCUGGACGACAAGCACAGCUUCUACGUGGCCUUGGAACGGGUCUCCCACGAGUGACCCCCAGGCGUCAGAGCCGCCCCGUCCCAAGAACUGGCUUUUAACCCAGUGCCACGGCUCUGCCGCUCGUCUCUGUCCUGGUGGGCGUGGACGCAUCUCGCCGAACGGGCGGGGACAGCCCUGCUUUCUCAGAGUCUGGCGCACAUGCCUCUUCUAGUUCACGGAGUACCAUGCCGCGCCUAAGCUCCCGCCCCCUCCCCCCAGCUGCGGACACGGGGAGCGCCCCGCCCUUCUCCUCUCACCCCUGCAUCCUGCUGGGCUCUCUUUUACCCAGGGCUCCCUGGCUGCCUGCUCUGGACGGGCACCGCCCACCCUUCAGCCAUGGCCACGGCGGUGCUCACGUGCUGAUAGUCGAGGCUUCACCUCUCUCUCCAUCCCAGAAGGCACGCGGGCGUCUGAGAGUGGUGCUGCUGUGCGGCUGAUUGCACACAGGCGUUUAUUCAUUCUUUUUAAACGUGUGACCUUGCCAGGCUUUGGUAUUUAGGCUCCUGAUCAGGAAUGCCGAGGUGCACCUCCGUGCCAGGUGUGAAACCCUCACCUCCAGGUUGUCAGAAGCCCUUCGUGGUGAAGAUGAAGGCAGCCCCUCUUCCCUCCCAACUCCGAUGAGGUUUACAGCCUGUACGUCGAGAACCAGACUUUCCACCCCAUUGUAUCUGAGGCCAUUGGAUGUGGGGUCUAAGAGGAAUAGGCCUUUGCCAUAUUACACAGGAGUUUGUAGGUUUGUCUUUUCUGGACAAGUGAAUGCUUCCUUUGUUCUCAGGAAAGACUUCCUUAAUGGAUAAUGUCUUUGCUGAACCUGCUGGGCCUGGUUCAUUUGGAAUCUUUGCGCCAGCCCCCAACACAGACCUUCCACCCAGAGGCCUCGGUGGCUGCAGCGGGGGAGUCGCUCUAACCGGGUGAUCUUAGCGCAGUAUCUCCCCUCCCAGUAGGACUUGAGUUCUCCUGGAACGACUCACCUCUGUGUGGCUGGGUCCAGGUUCCUCCCCAUCACCCACCACUCAGACCCGGGAGGCUGGCAUUGCAGGAGGACUAACCGGAGGCCGCCUCUCUGCCGUCCGUCUGUCCCCUCCCCCCAGAGCUUCCUCUAGGGGUCCCUCACCGACGGGUGGGUCUUGGGCAUGGUUCUGCGACUGGCCUGCCUCCUCCUGCUCGGUCAGAGCCCCAGUGAGCUCCCGCAGAAGGGGGAGAGCCAUUCUCUAGACAAGCGGUCUAGGGUCCAUGGUUAUGUCGUUUACAGAAAGACAGCUGUGAGAAUUCUCCACUCAGGUUGGAAGGGACAAAGCCAAGCAGAGGCCUCUGUGGGUGAGGGGCCCCUCCCGGCACAGCCAUGUCCAGGCGAAGCAUUUUCUAAAACUGGGCUCUGACUUUUCUUUCCUUUUUUAAUCACAGAAAUCAUACCCAUUCGUUGCAGAUACACACAAAAAGGGUCAUAAACAUCUUUUAAUCCCUCGUAGUUCCACAUCCACAGAUGGUAAUGCUGCAUAUGUCCAUCUCAAUGUUUUCUACGCGUACGUACGCGUGUACGGCUUAAAACAAGCAUGAGCCCAUACUGGGCUCGGUUAUAGUUAGCUUUCUCCACUUAACAACACGCCAACUUCUCUUGUGUGUAGCUCUCCCCGGUGUCCGCCCUCGUGUUUAGCGUGGCAUUGUAUGUCUGUGUUUAUGUAAGCAGUCCCCGUUAGAUUGCAGCUAGACGCACGUUCCCAAUGGUUCCCUCGGGGUAGGAAGUGGGAUGACAGGGUCUGCUGUGCACAUGCCUCAGAUCUGGCCACGCCACUUACCCUCCAGAUGGAGGCAGACUCCCGCUGCUGAACCGUCCUACCACCGGGCAUGAGUUCUCUCUAGAAGAGCACGUGGCCCUGGCCACGUAACUCGGUUAGAGUGCCGUCCAGAUAACGUCCUGGUUGCGGGUCCAACCUCCGGUCGGUAUAGAUGCAAGAAUCAACCAGGGAAUGCACUGAUAUGUGGAACAACGAAUCGACGUUUCUCUCAAAAAAAAUAUAUAUUUUGUCACUUUAAUAGGAACAAUAGUCUCAUUUUUAUUUGCAUUUGUUAUUUCUAAUGAAGUUUUUAUAUACUUAGUAGUGAUUUGUAUUUCUUUUGAGAAUUGCCAGACACUGUUGCCCAGUAGCCAAAGAGUAUCAGGCUGUUAUCCUGCCUUUUCAGUUUGAUUUGAAAGAAAUAAAGGCAUUUAAACAAUGGA